This is a messenger RNA of Dissoconium aciculare CBS 342.82, 1170 nucleotides long. RefSeq lists its product as uncharacterized. NCBI's taxonomy places the organism in Eukaryota, Fungi, Ascomycota, Dothideomycetes, Mycosphaerellales, Dissoconiaceae. The record is from RefSeq and is a predicted model, not a curated record. The coding region runs from base 1 to 1170 and encodes 389 amino acids. The transcript has a single exon.
AUGGGUAGCACUCAUUCUCGGCCGACAAGACAAUCGCGCUCAACCGGACAAGACGAAAGUGUGCUCUCUGCGCAGAACAAACCCGAGCGAAGCCACAGCGAGCAUUUGCCGCGCAGACCUUCGCUCGUUCACAUUGGUCAACAGACAGUUUCUCGGCCACAAACACCUGCUCCAGCUUCUGAGCAACCCUUCUCUUUGGAUGCUCCUUCGGCAGCACCAAUCAAGCUCAAGCUUCGACCUCCUGUGAAAGAGCCUGAUGUGAUCAACACAUGGGAGAAAAUAUCUGCGCCUGCGCCUGCGACUGACAACGGAUGGAGGAGCUCUUCGCCUGAUGACUAUGGUGAAGGUUCUUCUACCGGCGAAUACUAUCAUGGCGCACCAGCAGCUUUCCGAUUCAGCCCCGAGCGGUCCAAAAAUCGCCAUUCCGGAAUGCCGUUGUUGCCUAAAGCACCCGAUAACGCUGACGUGGUCGAGCGUCGACCCAGAGUGGAGUUCACCCUCAGCCCUUACUCGACCCCCAGUGACGCCGAACAUACCGAAACGUUCGAUCUACAGCCAGACCCCCAACUAGGCCUGUCAGUUAAAUUGAUUGACAUUGAUGCAUCUGCUUCCGACUCGCUUGGCUCGCAUCCAUCUGUGUUUUCAAAUUCACCCCAGUUUUCGCCAACCCAAGAUCUGCAUCACCCGAUACUCUCGCCUACUCCUGAUCUAGAGCGUCCUAGUUUGGUCGUGCGAUUGAAGCUGCCCAAGCAGGUCAACAGUCAAGCAUUGGCCGAGCGUGUGCCGCGUGGCGUGGAGAUUAGCAGUAUCAGCGAACAUACUCGGCGUGCGCAAGCUCAGUUCCGGAGGAUGGCUGCUAUUCGGCAUUUUGUCUUUGGAGAGCCCGCGAAUGAGGAAUAUCUGUCCCAUAUAUCUUCUGCGCAGGACGAACAGAUUCCCACAGAACCGCACCGUCUCCGCAGAAGUUCAUCGGUCACUGUGAUUGCGAACAAGGAGAAUCUCCCUACUCCGACGCGGCGAGCACAUUUCAUUCCACCGCUAUCUGAGGCUUGUUCGGGUGAAGUGAGUGGGCGGAACAGGGACAGUGUCGGAGGAGGUAUAAUUGACGAUACGGUCAAAAUUGAGCACACCGCGGGACCGAUUAGAUUGAAGCGCUCAUCAUCGUAUUGA